UCGCUUUGUUUUCAAUUUUCAAUGUCAAACAUUUAAAAGUAAACAAAAAGAUCGUUCUGUGCGAAUGCAAAAUUGUUAGAUUACAUACAACUGCAAUACAUAAUGCCGAAAGUCAAACGAAAACCGGUUAAGCUUUGCGAUCGGAACAUUGCAAAUUCGUCUGCUGGGGGAACGUCGUCGUCUGCUAAUGCAUCUGAACAAAAACAAAAUGCAGCAAGAACUCCCAAAAUUGCUAUUUUUGACAUGCCAAAAGGACUGGACGAAUUCUUAGAUGACUGCAAUUAUUAUCUUUCAGUCAAGACAGACAACGCCGAAGUUGAACCCCAGCACUAUAACCUGGGGUCGUUGCUUCUUAAACUGGCGGAUCCUUUCAACGUGAGCCUUUUAGACAAAGUAGAUGAACUGUGGCUGUACGUUAGUGCAAUCCCAGGCCGCAGUUUCAUUUAUACAGAGUGGGUGGAAGAUAACGAAGAGCUGAAACAGAAUGUCAAAAAAGCAGUUUUCAGCCGCAUUGAUGAAAGCACCGACCUGUCGUUUUUGGCUGAUGAUCAGCCUGGCAAAAUGAUUCGCUUUGUCUUGAACCCUGUCACCGACCAAGUGCAGUUGGUCAUCAAAAUUAGUCUCUUGGAUUCCUACAUCAGCACAGACAACCCGUCGGGCAUGCAGGUCAAAAGCAACAAGGGCGUGCAGAACGUCAUGAAGCACUUUUACAACGUUGAGAUUCCUCCGAUCAAGUUUCAGCGUGAGGAGCGCAGUUCCGUCAAGCAUCUUGAUCUACUCUACUCAAGCAUCAAACAGUUCCACCAGGCCCAGAAUUCUCCCACAGAUGUCCAACAUAAGGAAAUAAAAGUGCAACUCAGGCCCUACCAAGUCAAUUCGGUCAACUGGAUGCUACUAAGGGAAAGACUUUUGCACGAAACAUCGUCGGAGGAGCUGCACCCUCUCUACCAGGAAAUCGUGACGCACACGGGUGAAGUUCUUUUCUACAACAAGUAUCUCGGGACGUUUGUUAAGAAGAGGCCAAUUGUGAAGCCACCAACUCCUGGUGGCAUAUUGGCUGAUGAAAUGGGCCUUGGAAAGACGGUGGAGGUGCUGGCUUGUGUCUUGGCAAACCCUCGGCCAAUGGAAGAACUCAAAAUUGUUGAUAUUGUCGAUGAGGAUAAUGUGCAGGCAUACAAACCUGCCAAUGCAUUUGAUUCAUCGGCUGAAACAAUUAUUAAAUCUCCAAGGAAGUCGAAGAUCGAUGCCAAAAUUGAUGUCAUGUUUCGCAGUGAGAGUAAAAAGUCGGGCUCUGCUUGCAGAAAAAGAUCUUUGUCAGAGAUGGAGGUAGAAGAGGGAACGGACGAGUUGCAAGUUAAAGAAGAACCCCAAGGAAAAGAAGAUAAAACAGUUGUGCCGAGAAAAAAGGUUAGAUUUUCUGAUGAGAUCAGUCUGGUCCCAAGAAAAGGCAAAAUCAGAGAGUUGCCUGAAGAGCCAGAAGAUCUCCACCUGAAAUCCAUCAUCAAACCUUUUGAGAAGCCAGAGAACCUUCCAGUGGAUGACAAAGCAAUAAGAGAUAUGGUUCACAAGGCCAGGAAAAAAGCUCGGGAAGAAGCGUACAUGAAAGAACUCUCAGCCUAUUCAGCUGUGAAGCAUUUGCAAAAUAAUAAAAAGCGUCAUUCUGGCUUAUUUGAAGGAGAAAUCGAGCGCAAGUCCUUUUUCGAAUGUGUCUGCGGAGAGGUCGGCAGCACUGACAUGUAUGAUAACGCAAAGGUCAAAUGCACUGAAUGCGGCAUAAUUCAACACAAGAAAUGUGUACGCUUCAAUGAUGAGAAAAUGGGUGCUUACUUCUGUCCUCAUUGCAACGUUCGAAGACCACUGGUUGAGUCAAAAACCACCCUGAUCGUCGCACCAGCGGCCAUCAGCCAGCAGUGGAUGGACGAGGUCAAGAAACUUGUGAGCGAGAGUUCUCUGCUUAUAAAAUUCUACAAUGGAGUUUUCAGUGAUGGCUACUAUCAGCCUCAAUCAUUUGCUGCUUUUGACAUUGUCAUCACUACCUACGAAGUCCUCAGCAAGGAGCUUGACUACGUUGAUUUGCCACAUUGCAAUGCGGUGGAUGGAAGGAGGUUCAGAAACGCCAAACGAUACACUUCCCUUCCCUCUCCAUUACCCUGUGUGCAGUGGUGGCGUGUCUGCCUUGACGAAGCUCAGAUGGUUGAGUGUACAACUACAAGAUCGGCAGAAAUGGCCUUGCGACUGAAUGCAGUCAACAGAUGGUGUAUUACUGGAACACCAGUCCAGCAAUCCCUUCAAGAUCUGUAUGGCCUGGUGAUGUUCCUUGGCGUUGAUCCUUUCUGCUUUGAUAUGUGGUGGAAUGUACUUGUCCAAGGCCCAUUUAUCACCGGCAACCCAAUCCCACUCUGUGAGCUAAUCUGCCCUCUGAUGUGGCGCACAGCAAAGGUUGACGUUCUUGAUCAAAUCAAUAUUCCACCCCAAGUGGAGGAAAUCCAUUGGAUCAAUUUCUCACCAAUUGAAGAGCAUUUUUAUCGCCGGCAGCAUGUUGAGUGUGGGAAAAUGGUCCUGGGCCGCAUCUCGCAGCAGCCGAGCUUGGACCUUCGGUUGCAAUCUUUGCCCAAAGACGUUCUUGAUAAAAUUCUGAAGCCUCUGAUCAACCUUCGACAAGCUUGUUGCCACCCGCAAACUGUGAAAGGAAAGUUUUCCGUGGCCAACGCUCACAGCAACAAAACCAUUACCAUGCAAGAGCUCAUGAAAAAUUUAAUUAUAAAGGCAAAAACGGAGUGUGAAGAAUCACUUCGCAUGAUCAUCUCGUCUCUGAAUGGGCUUGCUGGUCUUAGUAUUAUUCAGGAAAAAUGGGCUGAAGCUGCACAAUACUACCGGGAGGUUUUGACUUUUGUCGAUGAGAACAAAGAUAAAAUCAAAGCCGACAAACUUCAAAGGAUUCACACCUUGCGAAACUUGAAGGAGCUUUUGGAAAGCAACCAUGAGAAUGUUAUAAUUAGAGAAAGUGAAUUAAAUUUGGAUAAAGAUUCAGAGCAGCUGGAAGACGAGUAUCUUGCCAAGUUUAUUUCGACUGUUGAUAAUGCCAAGCAAUCUUUGCUCCCGUUGUCAGCCAAGGUAACUGAAGCUGAAAAAGAGCUAGUUUUGGAAGAAGCGUGGUGGAGUUCGGUACUCACAUUGGCUGCAACUCUUGACGACGAGCAAGAAAUUGUGGAAAGAAUCCGACAGACAAUUGAGGGUUUGAACAAGAAGUCGCCUAAGGAAACGAAGAUAAAAAUGAACCAAUUCAAAAACUUAAUUGCUAUUGAAGCGACUCUUCUCCACAACACAGAAUCUUUGGACAAGGAGCAUAAAAAAGUUCUGAAGGAUAUGAAAAAAAUUCAGUCCAUGGAUGCUCAAUCUUUGGUGAAUGAAGCCGUCGAUUGUCACUUGAGAACCAUUCUCACUGAUGAGGUCAAGAAGAAGAAAAAUAAGUGCAAACUUUGCCUUGUGAGUGAUUCAUUCAAAAAAUAUGAAAAGGUUCUCUUCAGAGAAGUGACUUCCAAGGACAGCUAUGAACAUAUGGAUCUUGAUGAUGUUCGUAUUUUUGGGCAGCUCCAGACAAUUGUUUGGGCGGCUGGAGACACCGAAAGAGUUCUAAAAACAUUGCAUACUUAUGCCAAGCUGAAAAACGUUGACGAAGAUUGGAUUAAAGACGGAGCAGCACAACUAAAGUUAAUUGAUGCUAAGAAGAAAGAAUUUAAAAAUCUGAGAAGCCUAUGGAGUCAAAUCAACGACUACAUAUCAGCUCUGGACGAACUCAACAUGUGCAAACUGCGAUUCCGUCUUAGAUACGAGAACGAGCCCUUGGUCAAGAAUAAGCCCAGAAAGAAAAAGGGAAACCCUGAUUUGGGCAGCAAUAUGCAGAAUAAGGUUGAGCACAUUUACAUAAUUGAAGAACAUGAGGUGGAACCGCAGAGUUUGCGGCUUACACUGGAAAGAAGUGAAGGCGAGAGAAGUCUGCGCCGUCGAAAAGGCCAACUGCAGUACCUGCUCAACCUUGAGCAAAAUGACAUCGCCAUAGCUGGAGGGGAAAAUCCUGAGCCGUGUCCAGUCUGCAGGAAGACUCUUGGGUCUCAAUGGACUGUUUUACUUUGCGGACACUGCUAUUGUGUCGAAUGCUUGGAAGAAUUGAAGCGCCGCCGAAUAAACAAGCGCAUUUUGAAAUGCCCCAUUUGCCGGGAGGACACGGCUUCAGGUGAAAUCUCUUACAUCAACACCAAGAUGCAGCCGGAAAUUGAUGCUAAGAAAAACGAGCUUGACGAGUUGGAGGACUUGGAGGCGAUAAAAAAACUGGGUCGGCAGCAGUCUGCGAAGGCCGAGGUGAUUGUUCGGGAGAUUAGGAAGAUCCUGAAAAAGGACCCAACCGACAAAAUCCUUAUCUUCUCUGCCUGGGUGAGCAUGUUGGACGUCCUGCAAUCAGCGCUGACUGAAAAUGACAUUUCUUGUGCACAAGUCAAGUCGGGCAAGAAGUUUCAAGAGGCAAUUCAACUGUUCAAGGACCCGCUGAAGAAAGUGACGGCGCUAUUGUUGCCCGUCUCGAGAGGCUCAAAAGGCUUGAACUUGACUGAAGCACGGCACGUCUUUCUUGUUGAGCCUAUUUUGAACCCCGCCAGCGAACUCCAAGCGCUUGGCCGUGUGCACAGAAUCGGCCAAAACAAGGAGACAAUUGUGCACAGAUUCGUCGUCAAGGGAACCAUUGAGGAGCGGAUGCACAUUGUGCUGAAGGCACACCAGGGUCACACCCAGGUCGAAGAAGAUCCAGUCACCCUGAGGGAUUUGUACAACAUGUUUGCCUCUCAACAAGACACUCCAGAUUCUCAAGAGGAGGAGAAUGAUGAUCUGCAUGAUAUGGUUGUGAUCUAAGUUGAUAUUUUUCCAUAAGUAUUCACAGAUAAUUUCUGUAAUAAAUGUAAACUUAGGUUAAAUAAAAUCUAGUUAACGUCCUAACUUAUUUUUAGCUUGGUGAAGUGUCUCAAUAAAUUUUGAAGCCAAAGUGAA
Molecule: messenger RNA, 5037 nt
Organism: Neocloeon triangulifer
Lineage: Eukaryota; Metazoa; Arthropoda; Insecta; Ephemeroptera; Baetidae
Product: E3 ubiquitin-protein ligase SHPRH
Exons: 18
Coding region: 103-4902 (1599 amino acids)
Biological process (GO): DNA damage response; protein polyubiquitination
Cellular component (GO): nucleus
Molecular function (GO): ATP-dependent chromatin remodeler activity; ATP binding; ubiquitin protein ligase activity
Source: RefSeq, a predicted model, not a curated record